GCACUAAAUCUGAAUUGAUUAACAUCAUGUGUAACACGUCGCAUGUAAAGGAUGAAAUGGACGUUUGUUGCUAUCGUGACUGGAGUUUAUAUUUCAUCAAUUGUAGUUCUCGUGCUGUACUUCCCCAGCAAAGAUGACGUUGACGCCGCCGACAUUUUACGUUUCUGUGAUCGGAGGAUGCAGAUUUUGCGUCGACAGAUGGAAUCAAAAGUCAACAAAACAAUAUCUCAACCUCUACGUGUGAACAGCUCCAACACCAAGAGUGAUGAUUUCGAGCAACUUGGACCGGGAGCGUACGGAGCAGCAACGAACCUUGACUGGGACAGGAUGUCACCAGAAGACGUGCAGGAGCGGACGCGGCUGCUCUGGAAGUACGACUACGAUGCCUUCAUCAGCGACAUGGUAUCUGUCCACCGACAGCUGCCCGACAUCCGGCCACAAGUAUGUCGUUCUCGGACGUACGGCCCGCUCCCAACUGCCAGUAUCAUAAUCCCAUUCCGGGACGAGCGAUUGUCCGUACUUCUCCGUACAGUUUACAGCGUUUUGAGAAAAACGCCCGCCCAACUUUUCACUGAGAUCAUUUUGAUAGACGACGGCUCUACAACCAACGAGUUGAAGACGCGACUCGACACGCACCUGCGCCUGCUACCGAAAGUCCGAGUUAUCCGGAUGAGGGAGUCGGUGGGGUUGAUGGUGGCACGCCAGGCAGGGAUUGAUAGCGCCCGGGCAGACUAUUUCGUCUGUAUGGAUUGCCACGUGGAGCCAGUCACAGGCUGGCUGGAGCCCCUUCUCCAGCGACUUGUAGAGAACCCAAAGGCUUGUCUACAGUCCAACGUCGGCAUAAUCCGGCGGGACAACUUCGCCACGGAAUUCAAGUGGAAGCAGACGACAUUUCCAAUGUUCCUUUUCAUGCUGGACGAAAUUCACGAGCCCUACCGGAAGGAAUUUCUUGAAGGCAGAAAUACAUCGGAACCCAUUCCUCUAGGUAUGGUUCAAGGGAUGGUGAUAGCGAUGAAGAAGUCGUGGUUCCAGACGCUGGGAGGCUUCGAUCCGGGCAUGAAGGUGUGGGGCGGUGAGCAGGUCGAACUGUCGGUCAAGGUGUGGACGUGUGGGGGCGUGGUCGAAAUGGUUCCCUGCUCGUGGGUGGCUCACCUUUUCAAACAGCGGAUUAUCUGGGACGUGGGAGUGUCUCGCCUCACCAACGUGCUCCGUGUGGCCGAGGUCUGGCUUGAUCAAUACAAAGACGUACUGCAGGAGUAUUGGCCAAAUUUGACCAAACAGACACAGAUAGAUGUGGGCCCUGACCUGGCUAAACGGAAACUGAUACGGCGAAAGCUGCACUGUAAACCUUUCCAGUACUACGUGGACACUGUUCAAGUAUUUGGUCAUAUCCACUUUCCUGUGGACAACAUUAAACAUGGAUGGCUGAUAAACAACGGAACAGGGAAAUGUUUAGUCUUGAAAGAAGAUGUCCUCGCCCUGGGCGACUGCAGCAUGUAUACAGCUUUAUACCAGUUUUUCGAGUACACGUCCGAGCAGCACCUUCGGCACAGAGGGUUGUGUGUCUGUUCCAACCCCAACGGGAAAUCCUCUCUCACACUCGCCAAGUGUUUCAGUGUGGCGUCGAAUAUUUCAACUUGGAACUAUACGGAUGGCUAUAUGAAGCACGUGUCCACAGGUAAAUGUUUGACGGUGACACGUGAGGCACAUAACUUCGUGCUAGAACCGUGCCUUCCGGGGGAACCAAGUCAACUCUGGGGAUGGAAGCUGUGGAACACAUAAGUGAUUGACCAUGCGUUGAACCACGCAGUAUUGUUUCAUACUUUUAUUGUAUUUAAGUAAAAUCUCAAAAAGACAAACCUUCAAUGCGCUCACUUCAAUAGCCUUACGUUGACGAUAGUUUUCCACCAUUUUCACGAAUUAGGUGAUCUCAUAGAAAUUC
This is a messenger RNA of Mya arenaria, 1942 nucleotides long. Its product is annotated as polypeptide N-acetylgalactosaminyltransferase 6-like. Bases 52 to 1782 code for a protein of 576 amino acids. Gene Ontology annotation, cellular component: Golgi apparatus. NCBI's taxonomy places the organism in Eukaryota, Metazoa, Mollusca, Bivalvia, Myida, Myidae. The transcript is spliced from 11 exons. The record is from RefSeq and is a predicted model, not a curated record.